AUGCUAUGUUUCACAAUUAAUGUGCCGACAAAUCUGGUCAGCGGUCAGGAUGUGUCACCGGAAUCGGUACGCGGACUGCGCGACGAGCUAUUUGUCAAAAGAAAUUACACGAAAUAUAGUUUCCCAGUUGUCGAUCACCGGCAGACUGUCAACGUUAGUGUCGGCAUACGUAUGCUCAAGAUUGUCGACCUGGACAUCAAGACACAGGUCCUUACACUCAAUGUCUACGUCUACAUGGGUUGGAUAGACGAAGGAUUGCAAUGGUCGCCACAAGAGUUUGGCGGCCAAACCCAACUGGUCGUCCAGUCGGACCUGAUCUGGAAGCCCGAUCUGAUGAUCACCAACGGUCCGGAUGCCUUUCAUUUUGAACGUACGUUCAAAAGUACGACACUGUCGGUCAACUCUACCGGCUAUAUUGAAUGGGUACCGCAAACCCAAUUGAAAACCUAUUGUAUGACUAAUCUGCGCGACUAUCCGUCUGAUGAACAGCGCUGUCGGAUAACAUUUGAGCCAUUUUUCGACAUCAAGUAUGUCGACGUCAAACCGUUUGAUUUUUACAAAGUGAGCACUUUUUUGUUUGACGAAUCGCCCCGUUAUCCUAACCAGGAAUGGGAUGUCACGAAAGUCGAAUCCUAUCGACGAGUCGACACAUAUGUCGAGGGAUCGUUUGCCCGGAUUAUGUCUUUUCUGACGAUAAGACGGCGCCAAUCGAUUAUGUAUUACUUUAUCAAAUUGCCGACAACAGUGGCCGUAAUAUUGUCGGUACUUAUGAUGGCAUUUCCACCGAAUUCCCUGAAAAGAUACCAAUUGUUUGUAUUGUCGCUGUCGAUACUGUUGCUAACAGAACUGGUAAUUAUCAAUAAGACCGGCUUUUCGGGCAAUAAAGGAGUUCCACUGGUAUUGCGAAACAAUGCCAUAAUUAUUGUCUACAUAUCUGUUAUGAUAUACUUGUCGAUUGUCAUCAACAGAGUAUUCUUGAUGUCCAAUCCGUGGCCACAGUUGACCUCAGCUGUGGCUAAUAAUCCGUUGCUUCGGUAUAUAGGAGUUGGCAAUUAUCUGAUUACUUGGACACUGGAAGAGGGCGUCCAAAGUGGUAUCGGUGCUACAAUUAAUGCUAAAGUUUCGCUAACUGAUAGCCAAAACGAUUGGAUAUUAAUGACACUAUUGUUGGAUAAAAUCUUAUUUUUCUCGUAUCUAUUAUUUUUGAUUACAAUCUAUACAUGA
Molecule: messenger RNA, 1224 nt
Organism: Oppia nitens
Lineage: Eukaryota; Metazoa; Arthropoda; Arachnida; Sarcoptiformes; Oppiidae
Product: acetylcholine receptor subunit beta-like 2
Exons: 1
Coding region: 1-1224 (407 amino acids)
Biological process (GO): signal transduction; nervous system process; monoatomic ion transmembrane transport
Cellular component (GO): postsynaptic membrane; neuron projection; synapse
Molecular function (GO): acetylcholine-gated monoatomic cation-selective channel activity; transmembrane signaling receptor activity
Source: RefSeq, a predicted model, not a curated record